AUGUACUCGGAUUUGGAGAGUGACUACAUUAACCCAAUCGAGUUGUGCCACAAGUUGAACCCAUGGUUUAUUCCUGAAGCCGGAUUGCACGGUUUCUUGACCUUACUUUUCUUGCUCAACGGCUACUGGUUUGUGUUUUUGUUGAACUUGCCAUUGUUGGCUUACAACGUCAACAAGUUCCUCAAGAAAAACCACUUGUUGGACGCCACUGAGAUCUUCAGAACAUUGUCCAAGCACAAGAAGGAGAGCUUCGCCAAGUUGGGAUUCCACUUGUUGAUGUUCUUCUUCUACUUGUACAGAAUGAUCAUGGCUUUGGUCGGUGACGAG
This is a messenger RNA of Sungouiella intermedia, 327 nucleotides long. The record is from the annotation of a GenBank genome assembly. NCBI's taxonomy places the organism in Eukaryota, Fungi, Ascomycota, Pichiomycetes, Serinales, Metschnikowiaceae.